AACCUUCGCUACUUUGUAGUGUUUCUCGAAGCGGCAAUGUUUACGUCCGAGCGGGAAUUUCAUCACGUCGACCGCAACGCCCGAAUGACGUCAACUUGAACUCACGCAAACAUGAAAAACCCACGCAGAACGCGCGCGUAUUACACUCAAGUCACAAAUUUGUCGGGGAGUAUGACCUGCGAAUGUUGUAGGGGAGGGUUGGGACUAAAUGGGCAUGGAGACGAAGGGGAAGUGAGGAGUGUUUUGCAGUUAAAUGCACAGCGAUCGUCUGGACGACAUUUUAUUACGCCAAAACUGACGAUUACUUUAGGCGCUGGAGGAUACUUUUUCAUCCUUUUGGAUUUCCUUUGCUCUGAAGAACAUGUCCUCAUCAAAAAAGCAACUAACCGUAAUUUUUUAAUCAUUUCACGAAUUUUAGGCAAAAUUUAACAUGAACGUAAUAAGUGAAGGCUGAGGUAAGUGCAAAGGACUUCUGCAAUUUAUCAUUCGAUUGCGUGUAGUUCAUUCAUGCGUUCAGCAUUGUAGAAAAAAUUUAACUGCUUUUAGCCAUGAUCACCGGUUCGAUAAAACCUUGGAUUAUCAGUUCCUUAUGCUUAUUCUGUUGGUCACGAAACAGGUUUUAAGUCAUGCCAUGAUUGAUCGAAAAUAAGCCACACGAUUAAGUAACAAAUGAUUUGAACUAAAAUUUACAACAGUUUACUUUACCGUUUUGGUCGUUCUGCUGUACACAGCGAACACAUGUUAUUCUUAUGCUCUAUUGAACCUGUGCUAAAAUCACCUGUUUCACUUAGAGUCAAUGUCCUCCUUGCUAUUGAACGAUUAAAUAUUGAUUGCCAUACAACUUUGACGCUGAUAACAGUUGAAUGGAAUUCGCUUCGGUUUCGAAUUUAACAAAAAAAAAAAGAAUCUUUGGGGAAAUCUCGUUUUAACGCGCCCAUAAUCUUGUUAGAGAAUGAUAAUUUUCAGUUUCUCAUCUCGAAAAUGAAAAAUGCUUUUAUUUCAUUGAAGCGUUGAACACGGACAACAGACGGCCCCAUGAUUAUUCCCGUUUCCGGGAGAACGCGUUUUCACGCAAACCGGAAGUCGGUAUGAAACUCGUGUAAUACACGUUGUAAGCCAUUCACGCUUGACUGGCUAUGACGCAUGCGUGAAGCUCUCCAUUCAUAUGUUCGAGGAUAUAAAUAACAUUGUACUGAACAUUUUCAUAGCACAACAAAGGUCAUUCAUCGGUCGCUUGAAAGGAGUGUCGGAAAAAACUCUCAUUCAUUUUUUAGAAGAACUGGUAAGUUACAAAAUUCGUCUUCUAAAGUUUAGCCAAGAAUUUACCGCUGUCUUAGUUAAAGCCAACCACAUUCAGCGAGAAAUUACGUGAGUCAAUUUGGACAAGCACGCACGUAUUUCAUGCGUGUUUUGAUUCCGUUGAAUAGAACGUUCUUUUGAAACAAGUCGGGACGCUCGAAAAAUUUUUGACCGGAGGAAAAGUUGUGAAAUCUUGACUCUAAGAAAGUUUGAAUGAUAGGAAGAACUUAGAACCAGUGAUCAACCCGAGAAACCUACUUGAGAAUAUUUACAAGAGUGCGUCAAGCCUCCACGUUGGAUCCUUUACAUCCCAGUUACACUUCUCUCUUCUACUAUCCCUUUCUCGACAUGGGAUCAAGAAUAUCGGCCGUGAAAAGGAACGACCACAAUGACAAUAGACAAGGAGUUUAUAAAUCGCUCAACGUCUUUCAAGAAGAAGAUCGGGCUAGAGACUUGGCGAGACCAGAAAAAUUAGACAUUUUACUCGAUCGUCCUCCUCUACCGGAAGAGGCUUUGUCAGAACAUGCUUGGAACCCGAAUGAUCGAUCGGUGAACAUUUUCGUCAAGGACGACGACCCGUUUACCUUUCACAGACAUCCAGUAGCACAGAGUACGGACUGCAUACGAGGAAAAAAGGGUUAUAGUCGAGGAUUUCAUGUCUGGGAGAUUCAGUGGUCAACACGACAACGUGGGACACACGCAGUGGUAGGGGUAGCUACAUCAAAAGCCCUUCUUCACUGUACUGGCUAUCAAUCGCUGGUCGGCAACAACGAGGAUAGUUGGGGAUGGGACAUUGUUAGAAACAAGCUUUACCAUAACGAAAAGAACGUUUCGUCAGUCAAGUAUCCAGUUUUGUCAGACAAUGAUCAUAGCUUUGUGGUACCUGACAAAUUUCGCGUUAUAUUGGACAUGGAUGAAGGAACUAUGGCUUUUGAAACGAACGAUGGACGCUAUUUAGGAGUUGCUUUCCGUGGAAUGAAAGGGAAAACUGUAUAUCCUAUAGUCUCAGCCGUUUGGGGACAUUGUGAAAUCACUAUGAAAUACAUCGGUGGACUAGAUCCUGAACCUCAACCACUGAUGGAUCUGUGCCGACGUACAAUACGCAAAUCCAUUGGAAAAGAGCACCUAACAAAAGGAAAUGUAGAAAAGCUUCCCAUUCCAGUUCCAAUGAAGAAAUACCUAUUAUACCAGCAAGGCUGGUGACAAUCAGCUUCAUAGAGUUUAAAAUGCAAGCAAAAAUUGUGGCAGACCGUGUCAGGGUGAAACAUUUCCAAGCUAGUUUUUACCCAUUUAUCUCUGAAAGAGAAGCCAUGAAAACAUCCUUUGAAUUAGGGUUAAUUAUAUUUAUUAAGGUUUUUUUUCUAAGGUUAUUUUUCAGGGUAAUUUAAUUAUGUUCACAAGAUUAUGUGAUUGUCUUGGAAUUUAAAACCAACAAGGGCAACUAUGUUUGUGUAGUAGGAGAACGUUUAUUUUAUUCCAACCAUUGAAUAAUCUUUUUAUGAUACAAAAAAUGAAACAGAAACAAAUGUUCAAAUCAAAGACUAUAUACCUACUCAUACAAGAAAGAAAAAACAGCCUUAAUUUUUUAGACUUUCUUUUUUUAAAAAAAGAAUCUUCAAAGGUUGAAAUAUGUGGCACAGAGUUUCUUAAUUAAUAUUAUGAGAAAUGUCUUUGCCACUAGUUUAAGUUGCACCCUUUUUUCAAAGAAAUAACUUUUUACAAAUAAGUUUUAAAGUUUUAAAGAUUUGAAACAGCUCAUACUGGUGUAAAUAGCAGUUAAACUUUUCUUCAAAGUUAAACUUAUUUAUUGGUGAAGCCAUCCCUCGUAUACCACAGAAUUUGAAUUGCAUUUUCACCAUGAUAUAUAACAUCCUUUAAGACAUCUAAAGAGUCAAAUUUAGUUGGGAAAAUUUAAUUUAUUUAUCGAGAAUUAUACUUCAUUGCCCUAAUUUUAGGGAGUGACUAAAGAAUGUAAAAUACAAGACAGAAGUCACCUAAUUAUUUAUUUGCACUAAUUUUUUGCUUAGGUUGAACUAAGCAACAUUACAAAUUGAAUAUUGAGGAUAAUUUUGCCAUUACUAUUAUUGACAGGAAUUUGACUCUUUGGGCCGGUCUGUUGUAAUUUACAGUUAACAGUUUUAAUUGAUACAAACAGUGGUUAAUUGAUUCCCAUAUUUUUAGCAUUUAUCUCUAACUUCCUGGAAGCAAUUAAACUUCAUAUAAAUAAAUUGUUGGAAAAUUCAGAUGGAAUUUUGUUUUCUCCCUAUCAAAGCAGUAAAUCAUGUUCUGUUUUUAGCAAGGAAGAUUCCAAAUUUUCGUGGCUUCACCUUUUUUUAGUUGCUAAUUGUAUUGAGUGAUUUUAUUUAUUUGUUAUGAUUAGUUAUAAGGAACUUAAUAGUUAGUAUAUUUAUAACAAUGUUCUAUUGGAAUACAUGUCCCACUUAUACUUUGCGUUAAAUGCAGUGUUACGUCAUAAGCAAUAAAAUUCAACAAAUUUUAAAGAUA
This is a messenger RNA of Stylophora pistillata, 3804 nucleotides long. Its product is annotated as protein gustavus. Gene Ontology annotation, biological process: intracellular signal transduction; proteasome-mediated ubiquitin-dependent protein catabolic process. Gene Ontology annotation, cellular component: SCF ubiquitin ligase complex. The record is from RefSeq and is a predicted model, not a curated record. Gene Ontology annotation, molecular function: protein binding. Lineage: Eukaryota; Metazoa; Cnidaria; Anthozoa; Scleractinia; Pocilloporidae.